Emys orbicularis (European pond turtle) is the source of this 2691-nucleotide messenger RNA. It is a transcript of the gene TLR3, whose product is annotated as toll like receptor 3. The record is from RefSeq and is a predicted model, not a curated record. Gene Ontology annotation, biological process: toll-like receptor signaling pathway; immune response; inflammatory response. Gene Ontology annotation, molecular function: protein binding; transmembrane signaling receptor activity. Gene Ontology annotation, cellular component: plasma membrane. Bases 1 to 2691 code for a protein of 896 amino acids. NCBI's taxonomy places the organism in Eukaryota, Metazoa, Chordata, Testudines, Emydidae. The transcript is spliced from 4 exons.
AUGAGAGAUUCCCAUCCCAGUUGGGCCUGCUUGUCUUACAGCCUGUUGACCUUUUCCUUGCUUUGUGUAACAGCUGAGAACCAAUGUAAGAUCAGAAAUCAAGUGGCUGACUGCAGUCAUCUAAAGCUGAAACAAAUUCCUUCAGAUCUCCCAAUUAAUAUAACCGCAUUGGACAUUUCUCAUAACCAGCUAAACAAGCUACCACCUGCAAAUUUAACAAAGUACAGCCAGCUUAUUUACUUGGAUGCAGGAUCCAACUCCCUCUCUAAACUUCAGCCAGAACUGUGCCAAACUUUGCCCCUGUUGAAAGUUUUGAAGCUGCAACAUAAUCAGUUGCAUGAGCUCACUGACAAUGUUUUUGCUUCCUGUUCCAGCCUGACUGAGCUCAAUUUAGGGUACAACAUAAUAGAGAUCAAAAGCAAUCCUUUCAAAAACCUGAAGAAUUUGAACAUACUGGAUGUAUCUCAUAAUCGUUUGCUUUCUACAAAAUUAGGAUCUCAGCAACAGUUGGAGAGCCUUCGUGAGCUCGUGCUGUCAGGGAAUAAAAUCACUGAGUUAAAAAAGGAAGAACUAGAUUUUCUUAGCAACACUUCCUUAAAUAGGCUUGACUUAUCAUCAAACCCACUGAAAGAGUUUCACACAGGCUGUUUACAUGCAAUUGGAAAUCUGUAUGGCCUUGUGCUGAACAACGUUGAGCUUGGCGAAAAUCACACAGAGAAACUUUGCUUGGAAUUAUCAGGCACAAGAAUUCAGAAUCUGUCACUGAGCCAGGUCCAGCUUUCUUUUAUUUACAAGUCAACCUUCCACGGACUGCAAACAACAAACAUUACAGCUUUAAACCUUUCCAAAAAUUAUUUGAACAUGAUAGACAAUGACUCUUUUACCUGGCUUUCAAACUUAGAGAAUUUAAACCUAGAGGAUAAUAGGAUUUAUCACUUAUCUUCUCAUUCAUUGUAUGGAUUGUCCAAUGUCAAAUAUUUGAAUCUGAGAAGGUCACAUGUCAGAAAAAUUGAUGAUUUCUCCUUUCGUUGGCUAAGCCAUUUAGAGUAUCUUCUUAUAGAUAGUAAUAAUUUUCAAGAAAUUACUCCUAAUAUGUUCACAGGCUUGGACAAUCUGAAAUAUUUGAGUCUAUGUAACUGGACCAAUGGCUUACAAAUAAUAACUAAUAAAACGUUUUCAUCACUUGCUAAUUCUACUCUGCGGUUUCUUAAUCUUACAAAAAGUAGAAUCACAAAAAUAGAAAGUGGAGCAUUUUCUUGGUUGGGACACCUAAAAAUUCUUGAUUUGGGACUCAAUGAAAUAAACCAGAUGUUCACAGGUCAUGAGUUUAAAGGUCUGCAAAAUAUUGAGGAUAUCUACCUUUCCUACAACAAACAGUUGACUUUGACAAGCAAAUCAUUUGCUUUUGUUCCAAGCCUUAGAAAACUGAUGCUACGGAAGGUAGCUUGUAGCAAUCUGGACCUCUCUCCUUCACCUUUUCACCCUCUACGGAAUCUAACCAUCCUGGAUAUCAGCAACAACAAUCUAGCUAAUGUAAAAGAUGAUUUGUUUGAUGGACUUCACAAACUUGAAAUUCUGGAUUUGCAACAUAAUAAUUUGGCUCGACUUUGGAAACAUGCCAAUCCAGGUGGCCCUGUCCUUUUUUUAAAAGAUCUUCUUAACCUGCAUAUACUUAAUUUGAAGUCUAAUGGCUUGGAUGAGAUUCCAGUACAAGUUUUCAAGGGAUUGUUUCAAUUAAGAAGCCUGGAUUUAGGAUCAAAUAAUUUGAACUUGCUUCCAGCAUCUUUGUUUGAUGACCAGAUAUCUCUGAAUUCAUUGAUCCUUCAGAAAAAUCUUAUAACAUCUGUUGAAGAAAAAGUGUUUGGGACAGCUUUCAAGAAUCUGAAAGAACUAGAGAUGGAUUCCAAUCCAUUUGACUGCACCUGUGAAAGUAUCUCCUGGUUUGUUAGUUGGCUUAAUGUGACCCAAACAAACAUACCUGGAUUAGAUACCCAUUACCUUUGCAACACCCCACCUAAAUAUCAUAGUAAUCUGGUGAUGCAUUUUGACAUUUCACCCUGCAAAGAUAGUGCCCCUUUUAAAUUACUGUAUAUAAUAAGCACCACUGUGAUAAUGCUCCUCAUCUUUAUUGUUAUUCUUAUCCAUUUUGAAGGCUGGAGGAUAGCAUUUUACUGGAAUGUGUCAGUAAAUCGAGUACUUGGUUUUACAGAAAUAGACAGGCAACAGGAAGAAUUUGAUUAUGAUGCCUACAUUAUUCAUGCAAGAAGGGACAGGAAUUGGGUGUCCAAGAACUUCAUUCCUCUGGAAGAAAAUGAUCAGUCUCAAAUUAGGUUUUGUUUAGAGGAACGAGACUUUGAAGCAGGCAUAUCUGAAUUUGAAGCCACUAUUAAUAGUAUAAAAAGAAGUCGGAAGAUUAUCUUUGUUGUCACUGAACAUCUCUUAAAAGAUCCCUGGUGCAAAAAGUUCAAGGUGUACCAUGCUGUCCAGCAAGCUAUUGAGCAAAGUCGGGAUUCCAUCAUACUGAUCUUCCUUCAUGACAUUCCAGAUUACAAACUGAAUCAUGCACUUUGCUUGAGAAGAGGAAUGUUCAAAUCUCGCUGCAUCUUGGAUUGGCCAGCUCAGAAAGAACGGGUCAGUGCAUUUCAUCAGCAAUUAAAAAUGGCACUUAAAUCUAGCAGCAACAUGCAUUGA